Molecule: messenger RNA, 294 nt
Organism: Staurois parvus
Lineage: Eukaryota; Metazoa; Chordata; Amphibia; Anura; Ranidae
Source: the annotation of a GenBank genome assembly
GCACCUACCCCCCCCCCCCCCCCAGCCUCUGCCAAUUCUGCACAUUACAGCACAUGGUGCUGUUCGAACAGGAGCGUUUGCGUCGUGUUGCGUCGCGGCAAAACGGACGCCUCUGGUCGAGUCAGGAGGCUUUGAAGCCUCCUAUUCUCGUCUAUGGUGCCGCUCCGCAAACGCCCGGCCGGCGUUUGCGGUGCGGUUGCGGGGUGUUUGCGGAGCGGUAACAACACUUAAAUGCAUUAUAGGCAUUUGUGGGGCGUUAUUAACGCUCGGCAAACGCCUAGCAACCUCCGCUAA